UAUAAAGGCCGGCGAGCGCUGCGCAGAACCCAGCCGGCUGUUCCCUGGGUGACUGCGAGACAGCGAAGGUCUUCAUCCGCCCCGAAGAUGGACUUGUGCUUGAAUGUGAAGCUGCUGACAGGAGAGAUGCACUCCCUGAACAUCUCUCCUAGCAGAACCAUCUGGGAUCUCAAACUCCAAAUUGCCCAAAAAGCUGGGGUGCCACCAUAUCAACAGAAACUAGCCUGCCAGAACAACAGCUACAUUGACCUGCGGGAUGGGGCCCAGCUCUCUGAGUUUGGGCUGAAAUCUGGAGAUAUCAUUGUGCUGGUGGUAAAAAAUGAAGAGUCCAUCACCAUCUUCCUGAGAAAUGACAAGGGCAGGACCAGCACGUACCUGGUCAUGCCUUCGGACCUGGUGGACAACUUCAGGGCCCGGGUUCAGCAACAAGAGAACAUCCCAACAGAACAGUUCUGGCUGACUUACGAUGGGAGGGCUUUGGAGAAUGGUCAUAAGCUGUCAUAUUACAACAUUGCCCCACACAGCACCAUCUUCUUAAACAUGCGUCUACGUGGUGGCUGAGACUUGGGGCUGGGUUGGCCAAGCAUCCCUCCUGCUCUUAGCUCAGUGUUUAGAAAAUCUUUUCCAUGCUAUUUUUUUGGGGUGGAUGCCCAAUAUUGUAAUUUACUUUAAAAAAUGAUGCACACAGAUUCUUGUAUCCAGUCACGCGCACACAUCCUGCUUGUUGCAUGCAAAUAUCUUGUCAUCUGGGAGCAGUAAUUCCAACACUAGCACGGGAAGAGGGUCACCCUCUCCUAAAGCCAACACAUGGAGGCAUCUUAGCAACAGCUUCUUCCAUCCAGGACUGAAAUAAACUUAAAGUUCUUGCCAGUGUUGUCUCUCUUGGUGGGUUCAAAGCAGACGAGUGGCACUACUGCAGCUGCUUUCUUACCUUUAACACUGUGCCAGCUGGUACCAGCUUACCUUCACCCCUGCCUUUUCCCCAAAUUGUGCAGCAUGCAGGAAUGCAAAGAGCGACCGCCUGCCCAUCAUAUGCGAAUCAGUCACGGAUAUUAGCCAAGGCCAUCUGACAUUCUAGAGCUUGGCUGAAGGGCAUGUCUGCCUCAGGAUCCAGUCUGUCCCUGGAAUGUUGUGCGUUCGAGUAGGUCCUGCCCUGGACUUGACAAACCACUGCCUAGGAGAAGCCCCUUUGUAAAAGAAAAUGGUAAUUUAGUUCUGAAUUUUUCUCUUGGAUACCAAACUAGAUGGCGUAAACAUCUUCCCACUCCUUGCUUGGUCCUGUUUAAAUGCUUCAACAUGUUAACUCAAUGUUCCACUUGUAUUUUUUAAUCCAUUUCUCUGUUCUGUUCAGGCUACUUUUAGCAGUUGUUAUAUUAAUAAAAAUAAAACUGCCAGAAA
Eublepharis macularius is the source of this 1398-nucleotide messenger RNA. It is a transcript of the gene ISG15, whose product is annotated as ISG15 ubiquitin like modifier. The record is from RefSeq and is a predicted model, not a curated record. The transcript has 2 exons. Gene Ontology annotation, cellular component: cytoplasm; nucleus. The coding region runs from base 88 to 561 and encodes 157 amino acids. NCBI's taxonomy places the organism in Eukaryota, Metazoa, Chordata, Lepidosauria, Squamata, Eublepharidae. Gene Ontology annotation, biological process: modification-dependent protein catabolic process; protein ubiquitination. Gene Ontology annotation, molecular function: protein tag activity; ubiquitin protein ligase binding.